Molecule: messenger RNA, 1182 nt
Organism: Camelina sativa (false flax)
Lineage: Eukaryota; Viridiplantae; Streptophyta; Magnoliopsida; Brassicales; Brassicaceae
Source: RefSeq, a predicted model, not a curated record
AUGAAUGGAGGAAAAAGCUCAGGGUCAGGGCCGAUCCACGUUGAUCUCCUCAUCGAAAUACUUUUGAGAUUGCCGGCGAAAGCUAUAGCGAGAUGUCGUUGCGUAUCGAAGCAAUGGGCCUCCACACUUGCACUUCCCCAUUUCACGGAGUUGUUCUUGACUAAAUCUUCGGCUCGUCCGCGGCUAUUGUUCGCCUUCAAAGGAUACGAUAGUAUUUUGUUCUUCUCGUCACCUCAGCCUCAAAAUAAUCCAGAUGAGAAGAACAACUCGCCUGCUGCUGUAACAGUCAACUAUCGAACACGUUUUUCUUUUCAUCGUCGCUAUGCUAAUAUUUGUCCUGUCAAUGGCUUCUUCUGUUUUAGAAGUGAGCGGAUCGUAAGGGGGAGGACAAAUCCAUUGUUGGAGCUGGUGAUAUGUAACCCUUGCACGGGACAGUCUUUUCUUUUACCGAAGGUGAAGACAAUGAAGAGGGUUGGGGUACAUAGCUAUUUAGGGUAUGAUCCCAUAGGUAAAAUCUACAAGGUAUUGUCCAUGACAUGGUUAGUCAAUGGAAGAGACGUGAUUUUUGAGGAGCAUCAAGUUCUAACAUUAGGAACUAGGAAACCUGAAUGGAGAAUGAUAGAUUGUCGCAGACACCAUUAUGUUUUUCAGAGUAAAGAGAUAUGCAUCAGUGGUGUUUUGUAUUACACAGCUGCUAACGAUAUGUAUGGAGAGGAUUCCAUAGUCGUUUGCUUUGAUGUCAGGACUGAGAAGUUCAGAUUUGUUGAUGACGUGGAAAAUUUCCGUGUUGGAACUCUGGUAAACUACAAUGGCAAAUUAGGUUCACUUGUGUCGUCUGAAGGGUCUAGCUCGGUUAGUAGAACAAGUAAAAGUAUAAUGAUGUAUGUUCUAGAAGAUGUCGAAAAGCAGGAAUGGUGGAAGCAUACAUACGUACUACCCGCUUUGUGGCCAAGUAUAGUUGAAACGAACUAUUUUAGCUUUGCUGGACUGACCCUGACAAAUGAAAUUGUCUUGUCCCCGUCCUAUACAUUUGGGCCUUUCUACGUUAUCUACUACAAUGUCGAUAAAAAGACAGCCGUAAAACUUCAAAUCCAAGGAGUGAAACCGAAUAUGGAUCGUGAACUUCUCACCUUUACAGACUAUGUAGAGGACGUGACGCUUAUGCCACAAUGUUUUACUUAG